Leucoraja erinaceus (little skate) is the source of this 3312-nucleotide messenger RNA. RefSeq names its product phosphoinositide 3-kinase regulatory subunit 6-like. NCBI's taxonomy places the organism in Eukaryota, Metazoa, Chordata, Chondrichthyes, Rajiformes, Rajidae. Gene Ontology annotation, molecular function: 1-phosphatidylinositol-3-kinase regulator activity. Gene Ontology annotation, biological process: G protein-coupled receptor signaling pathway; positive regulation of MAP kinase activity. Gene Ontology annotation, cellular component: phosphatidylinositol 3-kinase complex, class IB. The record is from RefSeq and is a predicted model, not a curated record. The transcript is spliced from 19 exons. Bases 1 to 2388 code for a protein of 795 amino acids.
AUGAAUGCAAAAGAUGCCAAUAAGCACUACAUUUUACCGUUACUGAACACCCUAAUGUAUGCAAUUAUUCAGGCUGCGUACAUUCCUGAUAAUCUUUACGAAAAAGCAUAUACAUUUUGCAAAGGUCUCCUCUCCUUACCGAAGCCCUACUGCACAAUCGGCCAUCAAUAUGCAGUCAUGUUAAAGGCAGAGAGAAAAGCACCAGGUCUUUUGUACCAAAGGCUCGUUAUUUCCGAGCAUGGGCUCAAAAAUGACACAUUUUCACACCGAGAUAAGUUAGGAAAUCCGCCAUCUCUACCUGGUCUGGCCUAUCCCCACCAGCACCUUGUAAAGAAAUGGUUAAAAUUCUUUGAUAAAAUAGAUGAACUUUUCUUUGUCAGGAUUUUCAUCUUUGCUGAUCCCGACCUUAUCUCUGAAGAAGUCAUCAAUGCUCUUCGCAAUGAGAUUCACUCUGUGAGUCUAAAUGAUACAUCUGCUCUUUAUAUGUGUCACAUUAUUAAGCACAGCAUCCAAGCAACACUGGGAGAGAACUGCAACAUCAGUAACUUGGAUGUAGCAUUACAGAAUAAAGCCUACAAUGUGAUCGAGCACUAUUUCCAGGAAGUGGUCGCUAUCACAGAACAAUCAUAUUAUUCUUCAGAGGACAUUGCUGGAGCCCACAGGAAGCACAGUAGCAAGUUGCAAGAAAUCUACAACAAAAUAACUGGCCCUGCACAACAAGGUAGGUUAGGACCAAUGGUUAUUCUGUUCACUGGAUGUAUUCAAGAGAGAGUUAGAUUUAGCUCUGUAACUUAUCUACAAACACUCGCCUUUCCCCGCCCACCCACUCACCCUUCCUCCAUUAAAAGUUGGUUAACCAGUACCACAGUACCCUCUUGGGAUCACACUGUCCCCAGCCGACAAACAUCCUAUCAGAACCACACUGCCUCAGUGACUUCAAGUGAAGGUCUCCAGAACAUUCCACUGCCAAAUCCAGAUAUCAGUUUUUUUAUGUGGAAAGAUGACGACCUCCUUUGGAAGGAAUUGGUGCGUUUUGUUAGAAAUCAACUUGACUCUGGCCAGGAUUUCAUUAACAGUGACUCGGACACUUCUGAGAUAAGUGAGUCAACGCACGGUCACGACAUUGAGCAAACGAGAUUGUCGAUCCUAUCGACGGACAGUGGGAUAGUUCGAGACUGUGGUGAUCCAACUACUGGGAAUGACACAUCACCUUCAAGGUCCAGUGAAGGAAACCAGGCCAAGCUUUCCAGAAAAGGCUGUGUGAAGAAAAGAAACCAAGACUCUGAAAAUGCACUGUUUCUUCCGGAACUCUAUGAUAGUACUGCCACAAGCAGUGAUAUGAAUCUUCAUCGAAGGUCGGAUUGCAAUGCCAUGUCAUUCAGCAUCAAACAACUAAAGCCAAACACUGCCCGGGUGGUAGUCAUUGGAAACGACUGCAUUUUGGGAAGAUUAGCAAAGGCUUUCCAUUCCUUGAGGAAAAGAGAAGCAAGAAGAAGUAUUCUAACUGCAAAACUAAACCUGCUGUUCUACCACAUACCUGUAACAAAUGAGAAUGAGAAUCCUGUAUCCACUGCACAGGUCAAUCAUUUACUACAUAGUGACCUUUCUUGUGAACUGUCGAGGUACUUGGGCAGUAUAGAUCCCUGGUAUAACAGCAACAUCAACAGUCUACGCAAGAUGAUACCUGAACUGGCUAAGAUGUCAACAAUGUGUGGACAACAGUGUGGUGCUGAUCCAUUUAUUGUGGAUGUCACAUCAUACUAUGUGCGUAUGGGAUGUCAGCCUGUUUGCUUUCAAAUCUACAGUGUAAAGCUUACCUUUUCAAAUGAAACCGAUGAAGUUGUGGAUGAUGUUUUUCUAAUACAGCUUGAAGUAGGGUUUCCAGAACAGAAGCCUGUCAAAGGCAAGAGCCACGUUGAUGCGGAGGAGGGGGACAUCAGAAGGAGUGGGUGGACACAUCACAGUUACAUUGCACUGAGCAACAGGGAAAGUACAAAACAACUCGCAAGUCAUUGUACUGGUGUAGUGAUGAAAGCAGGAACUGAUGAUCUCGUUUGCCUAGACGUAAGCAUAUCGGAGGUAACAAGUAAAACAAACCUAUCUGGAAAAACAUCUUUGAAUGAAAAUGUCAAGAUCAAAACAUCUCAGGUAAAGAUUAAAAUGCAGAACAGUGGAAAAUCCAUGGUGAUUUCUCUGGACAAGGAUUCUCGAAGGGUAUACAAGGAUGUUAUCAGCGUUGAUGUGUCGCCUUGUCUGGAGCCUGGAUACAGUCUGCAUAAAAUGAGGACGUCAAAAUUUACUCAAAGCGGAACAGAAAACAUUGGAUUAGCUAAGUACAUGCCAAAAUGCCUGUUGUUACCAAUCAACACAUUUGUAGGUAUCUUGUGAGUUAAGAUAACCGAUUCAACAGUUAGCUAACUUCUUGGAGAAACUCAUGAUUUGGAGAUAGAAACAAGGAAGUGCAGAUGCUGGCAGACAAUAAAAAGAGACAAAGUGCUGGAGUAACUGAGCGGAUCAGGCAACAUCCCUGAAAGACAUGGAUAGGUGACGCUUCGGGUCGAAUAGAUCUGUAGAAGGAUGUGAGCUGGAAAGGUCACUUAUCCAUGUUCUCCACAGAUGCUGCCUGACCUGCUGAGUUACUCCAGCACUUUGUGUCUUUUCAUGGCCUGGAGCUGCUGGAACAAUAAAAUGUCACGAUAAUUACAUUUGUUUCAAGAGGAAAGGAACAAUUAUUUGUCGACACUUGGCCAGUCCAAAAACGGUGGUGCUUUUUAUUGAGGACGUCAGAUUGUGGGUGCUCGGUUGGAAUCAACGCAUGAUAUUUGAACGAGUCCUAGGAAGUCACAAAAGGUGACCACCGCACAAAUGCAAACACCACAUUGAUGAAACAUUCCCACAGAUUAUGUGAAGUGAUCUAUUGUGUGGGCCUUUUUCUUGGCUACUUAAUACUCAUGCAUGCUAUUGGGUUUGUCUCCAAAACUGCUGGACAUUAACCAUCUUUUGGUAGAAUGCAAUAUUCAAGGGUGUGAUUUAUACCCUACAAAAUACAUUUUUGCAGGAAAGAUCAAUAUCAGAUGUACAGAUUAUAUUCCUUCAAUUUUUGUUCACAAAAGUCUCUAAAUUUUGGAUUGAAUGUUAGUGAACAUAUGAGCAAAAAAAAAUAAAUUCUGGAGUAACUCAGCGGGCCAGGCAGCACCCGUGAUAAGAAUGGACAGACGCGUUUUGGGUUAAGACCCUCUAUCAGAGGGUUAGGGGAAGAAAGCUGGAAAAGAGAGAUGUGGGUGAGACUAAGCCUGGCAAAUGAUAGGUAGA